Linepithema humile (Argentine ant) is the source of this 1844-nucleotide messenger RNA. Its product is annotated as putative fatty acyl-CoA reductase CG5065. NCBI's taxonomy places the organism in Eukaryota, Metazoa, Arthropoda, Insecta, Hymenoptera, Formicidae. Gene Ontology annotation, biological process: long-chain fatty-acyl-CoA metabolic process. Gene Ontology annotation, cellular component: peroxisome. Gene Ontology annotation, molecular function: alcohol-forming very long-chain fatty acyl-CoA reductase (NADP+) activity. The record is from RefSeq and is a predicted model, not a curated record.
UUGCAUCUACAGUCAGUCCGUUUGAACAGUUCACACGAUUCGAAGCGAUAGGAUAAAAAUCUCUCCAAGUGACUUUUGAUCAUUCCGAUAGUUGAAUUUUGCGCUCUCUUGAAAGCUCACGCAAAUCGUUGCACCUCCUACUCAGCGCCGUCGAGAUAAGCUCUGGAUUUUUUAAAGGUUUAGUUUUAAUUUAUCUGAAGAUGGCCUCAUCAAUAUCCCCCCAAAAGCCUUUAUCAAUAUCCGACUGGUUCGCGAAUAAAAAUGUUCUUAUCACCGGAGGUACUGGAUUUAUGGGCAAGAUCCUAAUUUUCAAACUACUUCUGACGUGCCCCGCCAUCGGCGAUAUCUUUUUAGUGAUCAGAAAGAAAAAAGGCGUCGAUUCGCAAACGAGGUUGCAUCUCAUACUGCAGCAAGAGCCAUUUAGAAUUCUCAGAGAACAACACCCAGAACGACUGAAGAAGCUAAUAGUGAUAAUCGGUGAUACAACCGUGGAGGGACUCUCACUGUCUGCCGCGGACAACGAACGCGUCACGAGCCGAGUUUCUGUCGUUUUUCACAUGGCAGCUAAUGUCAGAUUCGACCUGUCACUGAAAACCGCUGUCAAAACAAACACUAUAAGCACUGUUAAUGUAGUCACACUAGCGAAACAGAUGCCUCUGUUGGAAUCAUUUAUUCACAUUUCAACAUCUUUUUGCCAAUGCGGAGAAUCGAUAUUGGAAGAACGUGCUUAUCGAACUAGGAUCUCGCCAGAAAAUGUUAUUUAUAUGGUCAAUACAAUGUCGGAACAAGAAUUGGAGUUAAUGAAACCACAAUUGUUGGGCGAUCAACCGAACACAUACGCCUACAGUAAGGCACUCAGUGAAGACUUUGUGUCGAGAUGUGGCCUACCUGUAGGCAUCAUUCGUCCGUCGAUAGUGACAGCAUCUUGGAAAGAACCGGUACCUGGCUGGGUGGACAACAUAAAUGGCCCGACUGGAUUAAUGAUCGGUGCCGGAAAGGGAGUCAUACGAUCCAUGCUCUGCAAUGUCAAUUACUUGGCCGAUUUAGUACCAUGCGAUAUGGCUGUAAACGCAACGAUUGCUCUGUCAUGGCAAGUCGGAUCGGAGAAGUCUGCCAAACCGUUGUUCUUAAACGCCACGGCAAAUCACGAGAAUCAGAUUAGCUGGGGCGAUAGUUUAGAAAUUGGAAAGAAACACGCGUUUGCAAAUCCCUUCUCACAACCACUUUGGUAUCCUGGUGGAAGAAUGACUUCUUCAAAGAUUCUACAUUGGCUUGCCGUCAUAUUUACGCAUAUCAUACCCGCUUAUCUAUUAGAUACUCUACUUAUUCUCACCAAGAAUAAGCCUUUCCUGGUGAAAGUGCAAAGUAGAGUAAACACCGGAUUAAAAUUGCUUCAAUAUUAUACCAUGAAGCAAUGGGUCUUUCGCAACGACAAUCUGUUCGACUUACAACAUCGACUGUGCCCGUCGGAUAGAAAAACAUUCUUCAUGGACACGAAGCUUGUCUGUUGGAAUGAUUAUAUGUUGGCGUAUAUUUUAGGUAUACGACAAUACUAUUUAAAAGACGAUCCUUCAACGCUGCCUCGCGCGAGGAAGGUCUUCAUGUAUCUAUACUUCGCUGAUUGUUUGCUCAAAAUAAUGCUUGGCAUUUUUGUUGUCUAUUGUAUCUAUUACAUGAUAAGUGCCCUUGUGUAGAAAUUUUUACAAAUUUUUACGUAAUAUAUACGACUUUUUUAUGAUUGUAUCGAACUGUAAUUGAAUAUGAUUAUACAGAAAGAAAUUAAUUUUUGGAUCUUUAAUCUUUAUUGCAAAAUGUUGCUAAAUAUUUCAUAUAAAUUAACAGAA